AUGGUUACUUUCUCCAACUUUGUCCUUGGCCUUGCAGCUGUUGCCGCUUCCCUCGGCGCCCCAGCUCCUCGGCAUGAGUCCGAUCCUCUCCCUCCCCAUGUCGAGAGACGCGGCCCGCAUGACUUCUUCUUGGGACCUGAUCACCCACUCAUGAUCGCCCGCCGAAAAAGGUCUGAGAACGAGACAGGCACCGACUAUGUCCAGAACUAUAAGACCGGAGGCACAGUCAACUUCACGCCCUCCAAAAACGGUUUCUCGCUUAACUUCAACACCAAGGAGGAUUUUGUAGUCGGUGUAGGCUGGAAGACGGGCAGCACUGCGCCAAUCACUCACGAGGGUUCGUUCGCUGUUACUAGCGGCCUGGGCACGCUUUCAAUUUACGGCUGGACAACCAAUCCGCUUGUAGAGUACUACGUGAUCGAGGACGCUGUCGGUUUCUCUCAGACUGGCACAAAGAAGGGUACGGUCAGCAGUGACGGCGGUACCUACACCAUUUGGGAAGCCCAGCGCGUAAAUGCGCCAUCGAUUCAGGGUACCAAGACUUUCAACCAGUAUAUUUCAUUCCGCAACGGUGGCCGAAGCAGUGGCACUGUUACCUUGGCCAACCAUUUUAAUGCUUGGGCGAAGGCGGGGAUGAAGCUUGGAACGAUGAACAUCCAGGUCGUCGCCGUCGAGACCUGGAAUGGUGCUGGGUCUGCUAAACAGACUGUCGCCCAUUAG
Colletotrichum spaethianum is the source of this 720-nucleotide messenger RNA. Its product is annotated as endo-1,4-beta-xylanase 1. Bases 1 to 720 code for a protein of 239 amino acids. Gene Ontology annotation, molecular function: hydrolase activity, hydrolyzing O-glycosyl compounds. NCBI's taxonomy places the organism in Eukaryota, Fungi, Ascomycota, Sordariomycetes, Glomerellales, Glomerellaceae. Gene Ontology annotation, biological process: xylan catabolic process. The record is from RefSeq and is a predicted model, not a curated record. The transcript is spliced from 2 exons.